Molecule: messenger RNA, 726 nt
Organism: Entrophospora sp. SA101
Lineage: Eukaryota; Fungi; Glomeromycota; Glomeromycetes; Entrophosporales; Entrophosporaceae
Source: the annotation of a GenBank genome assembly
AUGACCUUUCUUGCUUUCGGCAAUCAUACUGUCCGUAGUUUAAUAAAUUCUCCUUAUUUCCAAUUAAAGAAAGUUCUGCUUUUGGCGGAUAAAUACGAAAACGAUCAAGAAUUGCUCCAAUUAUUAGAAACUAAAAAAAUCUCUUGUCAAUUGCUAGCCAAAAAUGAUUUUUCCCGUUAUAGUUUUGACAAAAAAAAUCAAGGCAUUGUUGCUUUUAUUAAAGAAUAUGCUCAUACUUCGCUUCACACUUUACUAAAAAAAAAGCCAAACCGCCAAUUCCCUUUGUUAAUUAUGCUCGAUAGCAUUCAAGAUCCCCACAAUUUUGGGGCAAUUUUACGGACUUGUGCCGCUUUAAAAAUAGAUGGAGUGAUUAUUGCCACUGAAAACCAAGUCCCAGUGAAUAGCACUGUAAUCAAAGUUUCCGUGGGUGGCGCAGCUUAUGUUCCUGUUUGCCAAGUCAAUAACUUGUUAGAGGCUAUUAAUGAGUUAAAAAAAGCUGGCUACCGAAUUGUUUCAACAGUUUGCCAAUCAGGAGCCCAAGAAUAUAAUCAAAUAGAGUUUAGUUUCCCCACUUGUUUAGUUUUUGGUAGCGAGCACCAAGGAAUUAGGCAAAAAAUUAUUCAAAAGAGUGAUAAUUCUCUUUAUAUCCCAAUGAGUAAUAAUAUUAGUUCUUUAAAUGUUUCUGUCAGUUGCGGAAUUAUCCUAGCCCAGAUAAUUAAUCAGUGA